Cyphellophora europaea CBS 101466 is the source of this 333-nucleotide messenger RNA. RefSeq lists its product as uncharacterized. The record is from RefSeq and is a predicted model, not a curated record. The coding region runs from base 1 to 333 and encodes 110 amino acids. Lineage: Eukaryota; Fungi; Ascomycota; Eurotiomycetes; Chaetothyriales; Cyphellophoraceae. The transcript has a single exon.
AUGGCAUCCGACCGAGAGCUCACCGAGUUCCGCCGCCGAAUCAACAAUCUCGCCGUCGUUGAGGACGCGGCCGUAGACGGUAUGGUUGAUAACAACACCCCGAAUCCUCGUCAAGACAUAACCACAAUACGCACAUUCCACGACUACGUCCCUGAUUUCUUCAAGGCGGUCCCGGUGAUCCUAUCGUAUACGAUUCUCAGCCCUCUGAUGAUCUUCACACUGACCGCGAUUGCUACCAAACUCACUCAUGCCCCCAGCAGCGUCCAAUUCUGUCUCAAUCGCAUCGCCAUUAUCCAUUACGCCGCCGAGGUUGCCCACAUCACCGGGGUAUAG